AUGCCCUGCGUCACCCCGAUGGGCUUCUGGGACCUGCCGGAUGCGGGGUCCAUUGUCGGCAGUGGUGAGCAAAUAUGCGCCGUGCUCACCGCCCUGUGCAGUGGUGCCGAGUCGCCCCUGCCAACACUAUUACGUUGCCUGUCGUCAAUUGACCCCUCGCCGCCUCAAAGUCUCGGUGACAUGUUUGCGUUCUACUGCAACGUGUUCCGGUGCCGGCAGUCCGAUGAGUACGUUGACAACGUCCAAUUCGCUGGUCACCUGAGCACUGCGGCAAUACCAAGCGUCUCUCUGUACCUCUGUCCCACCACCGAGGCGGCGCAGCUGACCGACGCCCUCACCAGGCUACACCACUCCCCCGACGACCACAGUGGCGCAUCCCCAACGGACGCUGCCACUAACACCUUACAGGCCACCCACUCGGACCUGUCGAGUCUCACCGUCCGGUCGCGGUGCGCCGACUCACUGACCUGCGCCCCCUACCUCCAACCGCUCUCCUUCCACGCCUACCACACCUUCCCCGAGAAGCACGCGGAGGUAUAUGUGUCGUGGGUCAUCUACACCGCAUGGCGAUUCUGGGAGCUGCUCCAGCAAUUGCUCAGCGCCUUUCAAGACAUUGACUGCGCAAGCUCCGGGUGCUCGACGUGUCCCUGCAACCCGGGCCAACAUGGCGUCGACGUCAACUGCAAGUGCAAGGCACUGGUGAGCUGUCACGGCGUCCUGCCGACGUUUCACGCAUACGGAUUUACGUUUGGAAACACGAGAGCCUUGCACGGCAAUAACAGAAAAUAUUGCCGUAAUUUCCGCAUCCAGCUCAGCCAAGUCCUACACUCCGACCACUUCACGGAACUGUUCGACCAGUGUGAUGAGUACCUGUACCGCAUCCGUGCCCCCUUCCUCUGCGCCAUCAUCACACUCUGGCUCACCGCCACGCUCUACAUCCUCCACUCACUCCUCUACCGCAUGGACGUCCUGCGCAUCCGCUCCCACCUCCUCACCACCAGGGCCUCCCACCUCAUCGACGUCAAGGCGCUACUCACGCACGGGAGGAAGAUGCUCUCACUCUACAAAGACGUCGACUACUUCGACGAUGACCUUCACUCAUGA
Molecule: messenger RNA, 1104 nt
Organism: Babesia ovata
Lineage: Eukaryota; Apicomplexa; Aconoidasida; Piroplasmida; Babesiidae
Product: Extracellular matrix-binding ebh, putative
Exons: 1
Coding region: 1-1104 (367 amino acids)
Source: RefSeq, a predicted model, not a curated record